AUUCGAUCCAUCUCUACCUCUUCCCGCACCCCAAGACGAUAUCCGACAGUACUAUCAUCGCUACAUCUCGCUCUCCUCUAAUGGCAUCGAAGCUCGCUUGACUACGAUCGUCAACAUCAUCAUAAUACCCGCCGCCAGCUACGACCGCCUCUUGGCCUGCUAACAUGGCGAGGCCGUCACCUUCAGCAUCCUCCUCAUCAGCCUCGCCGCCUCCCUCGUCGUCGUCGAUGUCGACUCCCAAGCCUACUUUGAGACAACGACGAGCCGCUCGACUCUCAUUGUCAGGCCUCUUGUGGAAGCGCAAGGCUGCCAAUAAUCGACAAGAAGGCAACGGAGGAGCAUCGUCCACCUCGGCAUCCCUCUCACCUCUGCCACCCUCUGCUGAGCGGGAGCGCCGUCGCUUUUCGUCCUUUCUAUCGCCGCGAUCAGAGCCCUCGGAGGAGCUUGAUCCUCUCCUCGUAGCCACCUACUCUGAUCCGACCGCAGUAAAGGCCUUCGUCGAAGCACUUGCAGAGGAUCAGGGUCAUCAGGAGCCGCCACCCGCAUCGGCCUCGUCCUCAGCAAAUGCCUGGGCGAAGCUCGGCCUUCCCUCUCUGCGCUCCCCAACUGGCCCUACAUCACCGACGAACAAUAGCUCCGACGCUGUUCCGACGCAGACGAUCCCGACUCAGCCACCCAUCCGUCGCGUAGGCAAAAUCGCUGCCGUAUCCGACUUUGCCCCCGUCCGUGAGCGAACCACCAAAGACUCUGGCCGAAGGGAAGGCUUCGUCUACGCUCUUCUCCGAUGGCCUCUCCUCAUUUUCAUCUUCCUCACCAUCGGCCUUGAAUUCUUCGCCUACGUCCUCACGCGCCAAAUAGUGAAUGUCGUCGAGUGGCUCGUAGCUCAUCGCGGGCGUAAGGGCGUCUUGCGCCGCAAGAUGAGGAAGGCGACGGAGUUCGCACAGUGGACGGACACGGCGCUGGAGUUGGAUGAAUUCAUGGACCAUGAGAGGUGGAAGAGGCAGGACAGCUCAGGGAUGUAUGAUUGGAUCUUGGUCAAGAAAGUGCUCCACUCACUCAAAACGUUCAGAGAAUUGGGCGACGACAAUGAGUUGAUGGCUGUGCUCGACUUGUGUUGUAGGAACAACUUUGCGGGGACGGAGAACUUUCGCUUGUACAGCGAGACUUACUUUGGUACCAAGUACUUGAUUGAGGAAUACCUCAACGAAGUGGAGCGCGGUCUCGAAUACAUUACCAAGACGGACACCAUCACCGUAGAGCAGAAGCGCACCUUCUUCCGUGCCGUCUCAAAGAAUCUAGGGCGCUCAGGACUGUGCCUCUCCGGUGGCGGCUCAUUCGGCUACUACCACAUCGGUCUCGUCAAAGCACUCCUGGAUGCCGGCCUUCUGCCCAAGAUCGUUUCUGGCACCAGCGCCGGCGGUCUCAUCGCUGCUCUGACGUGUACGCGCACAGACGAGGAGCUUUCCCGUCUCCUUGUACCAGAGCUCGCCGACCGUAUCACCGCCUGCGAGGAGCCUUUGCGCAUCUGGGCGAAGCGAGCAUGGCAGACGGGUGCGCGCUUUGAUCCUGGUCAAUGGGCAGACAAGGCCGGCUUCUUCACCCUGGGCAGCCUCACAUUCAAGGAAGCCUACGAGCGUACGGGCAAGACAUUGAACGUAUCCGUCAUCCCGUCAGAGAGGAACAGCCCAGUCAAGCUGCUCAAUUACCUCACGGCACCACGCUGUGUCAUUUGGUCAGCCCUCCUGGCCUCGGCAGCCGUCCCUGGUCUGCUGCCGCCCGUCUGCUUGAUGCAGAAGACGAGAAAGGGGGAGUACGUGCCGUGGAACUGGGGUCAUCGCUUCAAAGAUGGAAGCUUGAGAGUGGACAUCCCGCUUCAAGAUUUGCACUCGAUGUUCCAUGUCAACUAUCCGAUUGUGUCGCAGGUUAACCCGCACGUUCAUCUCUUCUUCUUCGCCCCCACUGGCAACCCUGGUCGUCCGGUGGCUCACCGUCGCGGCAAAGGGUGGCGUGGCGGGUUCCUCCUCUCUGCCUCGGAGCACGUCCUCAAGCUGCACCUUGCCGUCAACUUCAAGAUCAUCCGCGAUCUAGAUCUUCUUCCCCGUCUCCUCGGAACAGAUUGGUCAGGCGUUUUCCUCCAACGAUUUGGCGGGGCCGUCACGAUCUAUCCGCGCUCCCGCAUCUGGGAUUUUGUGAGGAUUCUGAGCGAUCCGGACCGUACAGAGUUGGGAAGGAUGAUGAAGGUGGGACAGAGAGCUACCUGGCCCAAGCUGCAUAUGAUUGAGAAUCGUAUGAGGCUGGAGCGGGCCGUGGAGAGGGGGAGGAGGAGCUGUAGGCAGGAGUUGAGGCUCAAGCAGAGGCGCGAGCAGCAGGCGCAAAAUCAGCAGGCAGUCAGAGGCGCGUAUGCGAAUGCUGUCGCUCCUCCCAGUACGGCGGGCUCGUCCAACGCGGGAUGGGGCGAGCCUCACCAAGACAGCGGCACAGAUGCUUCUGGUCACGGAGGCGGAGGAGGGGCCUUCACGCCCGCCGCACCUUCGGAUACGGACGGUGAAGCGACCUACACUCUGCCCAGCGGCGAUUACUUCCAUCCGCGACUCGGAGCGGGCAAGAUGGGCUUUUCCGCCAUGACUCCCGGAAGUACCGCCUCUGGGCUCAACACACCAGCGGACGUCGGCAACGGCACAGGGCUUGGUGUCCGUGGAUCGGAGAGCAGCAUGCCCAAUACGCCCGGCGAGCUUCCACGUCAACUCCGUGCUCGCUCCGCCUACAUGGAGGAGGCAAGCGGGCGCGACGCGGAUGAGAUCGACGAGGACCUAGAGCAUGAUGCAGACGUGGACGCAGAUGAGACGAUGGUCUCUGGAGCUCAUGGUGCAGCAGGUGGGGAGACGGGGGCAGAUGAGUCGCUCACUGCGGGUGGGGAUCGGGCUACGGGCGGGCGGGAGGCAAGCACAAAUCAUGGGAUUGAACUGCUCGAGGCUAGGGGAGAAAGGCUGGCGGCGCAUGCUGACCAGGAAGAGGCCAAUGCGGCAAUGGGUGCUAGCCCGGCUCGCGGCGUGGCACUUACGGCUGCGGCCCUCUCGCCUAGCGUGGGCCACCGACACCAUCAUCGCGAAGGGAGCAGCAGUGGACAUCAUCCCAGGCGACGCUCGAGGCAGAACAGCAGCCAGGGCGGUGGGGUAGCAGCGGUAGUUGGCAACGAGCAUGGAGCUGCCACGCUGCCAGCCACGUCAUCGACCGAUAGCGUCGCCCCCCCGUCCUCCUCCCGCCCGCGACGCAAUUCAGCAUACCGCUUCCACCACACCCGCGGCGGCGCCCCGUCGUCUCCGUACGGCCCAGCUCACCCUCGGGACUGGAGCGGCGGGCGUGGAUCUAUUGGACCGCGUUCGCCCUGGGACAAUGAUGAAGACGAGGACGGCUUCGGUCCUGAAGAGGAUGAGAGCGACACGAGCUCCUCGGCGGGCAGUGCCUCUGAGGCUAGGUCACGAUGAGCGAUAUCCAGCACGAGGAGUCAUGCGAUAUACAUACUGUGUUACACUUUCGUCCCCCAUGACAUGAAUACACCUUCUGCAUCCUUCUCGCCCUC
Messenger RNA from Jaminaea rosea, 3580 nucleotides. RefSeq names its product patatin-domain-containing protein. Gene Ontology annotation, biological process: lipid metabolic process. Gene Ontology annotation, molecular function: triacylglycerol lipase activity. The record is from RefSeq and is a predicted model, not a curated record. The transcript has 3 exons. Bases 165 to 3485 code for a protein of 1106 amino acids. Lineage: Eukaryota; Fungi; Basidiomycota; Exobasidiomycetes; Microstromatales.